This is a messenger RNA of Penicillium daleae, 933 nucleotides long. Its product is annotated as aromatic alcohol reductase. The transcript is spliced from 4 exons. Lineage: Eukaryota; Fungi; Ascomycota; Eurotiomycetes; Eurotiales; Aspergillaceae. Bases 1 to 933 code for a protein of 310 amino acids. The record is from RefSeq and is a predicted model, not a curated record. Gene Ontology annotation, molecular function: oxidoreductase activity.
AUGGCGAAAAUUAGGGUUCUGAUUGUCGGAGGUACAGGCCACACUGGGAGCUCGGUUGCGGUUGUUGCUCUAAUCCGACCGGCAUCUAUUGAAAAACCUGCCGUCAGAGCUUUGCAGGAACAAGGUGUUGAAAUCCGCGAAGGCGAUCUUGAAGAGUCUGAAGAAGACCUUGUCAAAGCCCUCGCUGAGAUAGACGUUGUGAUCAGCUGUGUUGGCGCACCACAGCAGCAGUGUCAGAUUCCUCUUGCAAACGCAGCUAAAAAGGCUGGCGUUAAGCGAUUUGUCCCUUGUGGAUUCUAUAACGGUGGCUCCUCCAGCCGGAGACAUGUUGCUGCGGGAUCAGAGGUUGUGUACAAUCACAUCAAGCGGCUCUGGCUCCCGUAUACCUUCAUAGACGUUGGUUGGUGGUACCAGCUCGCAUUUCCAAGACUUCCGUCUGGGCGGAUCGACUAUGCCGUGCUCAAUGCGACGAAUGAGAUUAUCGGUGGCGGAACUGUUCCAUCUGCCAUCACCGAUCUCCGGAAUAUUGGGCGCUAUGUCGCCAAAAUCAUUGCUGACGAAAGAACUCUGAAUCGAAUGGUCUUUGCGUAUGAUACAUUGAUGACGCAAAAUCAAAUCUACGAUCUGCUAGAGGAGUUAAGCAAGGAGAAGAUCGAUAGGAACUAUGUACCGGAUGAGGCCCUCUACGCUCGAGGAGCAGUGGUGAGGCAGUCGAUCCAGGAGAAUCCAAAUGACCGUCACCAGCUCCAUCUUCUUUACCUGGUCGAGUAUCAGCUGUCAUGGGGUGUCCGUGGAGAUAACAAUCCGGAAUACGCGAAGUACCUCGGCUACCUAUUGUCGAAAGAACUAUAUCCGGACUUUGAACCGACCUCCUUCAGGGACUAUCUGGAAUCUGUUAUUAACGGAUCAGCCAAACAUCCUUAUGCGAGCUGA